AUGGGUAAGUCCUAUUCAUUUUACUAGUUUUUUUUAAUGUCAAGGUUUGAUUUUGUCGCUCAUAUAUCAAGUUUAGGUCGGCAUUUUGAGACGGAUCUUUUGGCGUUGGGUCGAAAACAGCAAGAAGAACGUCGAAAGCUUGAACAGGAGAAGAAGAAACAAUGGGAAAACGUUGAUAAAUACGUGCCAAUCUGUGAGUUUAUCUAUUUUUUAAAUAUUUCGAUGUUUAGAUGAAUUGGCUAAGGAAAAUGGUGGAGAAAACGGACAGAAGGCUGGUCCAAGCAAAGAGAUUAAGAAGACAAACCUCCGGAACGAUGGGUUAAAUGGGAAAGGCGUUUCAAUGGCUGAGAUUAAAAAGGCAGCCAAGAAUUUGUCGACGAAUGUUGUUCGUGAUCUUGCCAAAGUUAAUGGUGUAAAACAAGAAAAUGGAGAUAAAAAAAAGAAGAAGAAGAAGCCUAAGAAGAAAAAUAAGCAAACAAAUGGCACACCAGUGAAUGGACAUGGAGAUAUAAAAGGUGCUGAGGUUUUGGGAGAAGGUAAGACCUUGUUUUAAGUGAUCUCUUGUUAGACGCAGGAAGCUUUUUACAUCUUGACUGAUUAUUGAGGAUAAAAAGUGCAUUGUAUGCUUUUAUUUCAGCUUUGACGCCAAUUAAACGUCAAGGAACACGGAUUGCUGGAAGGUUUAUUGAAUCUUCGGAUAGUGCAAUGUCAGUUGACUCCCCAGCACGAUCAGAUGCUUCUUUCAUCUCUUUGAAGGACUUGAAGCCAAGUACUUUUGCUAAAAAGUUAAAUUUUGACGAUGGUAAGGAUGCGUUUUUAUCUUUUUUUGAAUUUUAUAUUCUCAUAGACAUCACCUCUUACAAGGGAAUGUUACAAACUGCCCAUUCGCUUUUUAAAAAUGAAUGGUACCAUGUGAAAGAGCGUAAAAAGUUGACUAAAAAUCUAUUUUCAAAAACUGCUAAUUUUGCUUUACAAGCCCGCUAGCGAGCUUUUAAAAUUUUUACUAUCAAAACAGGAUUUUUUUAAACCCGCUUUCUUUUUGGCUUCUUUCAAAAAAAGAGAAGUAAAUGUGUUCAAAUGGCCGAGUGGUCAAAGGCGCCGUGAUUGCGGAAUCAAUGGACUUUAGGUUCGAUUCUCUUUUUGGGUAAAUGAUUGGUAUUCUUUUUUAUUUAAAAGUUGAUUAACUUAAAUAUUCAAAAAAAAAAUUUUUUGUUGAUAAUGGCUUCUUACGUCUAAUAAAAUAUAAAAAAAGUAAAAACUAAGGUUUUUAAAAAUUCAAUAAUCCAAGAGAACGAAUAACAACUUAUAAGGCCCUUUCACUAAUGAUUUUAAAAUCUCGCUAGCGGGCUUGUAAGGCAAAAUUAGCAGUUUUUGAAAAUAGACUUCUAGUCAACUUUUUACGCUCUUUCACAUGGUACCAUUCACUUUUAAAAAUCGAAUGGGCGGUUUGUAACAUUCCCUUGUUAGUAAUAUUAUUCGUUUUGUUAAAAAAAGCUAUAUUAUUACAUCUAUUAACUAAAAAUAAUGUUUAGAAGAGGAAGAAGACAGUGAGGAUGAAGAAGAAGUAAUGGAAGUUGAAGACGAGGACGGUGAUUUUGAAUUGGAUAGUGAAGACGAAAGUGACGUUAACUUUGCUUCACGAGUAGCAUCUUUGAUGGAUUCCAGUGCGAUGGAAGGUGAUUCAGAAGAAAGUGGGGCUGAGGAUGAAAUAUUUGGUCCUGUUGAUGAUCUUGAGGUAAGAUUUUUAUUUUUUUCUUUGGGUUUUUAGGUAUUUGUCAUUGUUGGCUCAUAUUAUAGACUAAGCUUAACAUCCUGAAUAAUUACGACAAACUUUUUUGAAUUUUUGAUACAUAAUCUUCAUUUAGGAAGAAAGUGAAGAUCUAGAGGAUGAAGACGUGUUUGACGAAGAAGAUCUGGACUUCAUAGACGACGAAGCAGUCGAAUAUGAAGAUGAUGAUGGUUCAGAAUCCGACUUGACGGACGAAGAAAGCCGAAUAACCGAAAUGGAUACGGACGAAGAGAUUGAACUUGGUUUGAAGCCAAAAGAUGCCAAGAAGAAGAACACUUCUUUAGUGUUGAAGAAAGAAGCGGCCGUUGCCAAGAGAGCACAGAUGAAGUCGGAGCAAUACUUGAAAAAUACAGCUGAUGAAUCUCAGAAAGUUAACGGGAAGAAGGUGAAUGGCACUAAUGGAGUUGGUAGUGAGGAUGAUGAGGGGCGUCAAGGUGAAUAUAGUUUUAUAUUGUUUUUGAGCCUAAAAUACCAUUUUGUUCGCUUAGGUUACGUUUUAAGCAUAAAAUAUAAAUUUGAAUCUCAUUCUUAAAUUUCAGAAUCUGUCAAACAAAAUUCGGCCGAACUUUUGUCCGCAUACGGUCUCUUACCUCAAAGAAAGGCCAAAGUUGCCGCUCUGUUCAAAGAAGGCAUGGAAUUCGACUACGAAUCCACUGACGACUCCGACUUUGAUCAAGAUGAAGCUGACGACGAUGAAGACUUGGAAGAUGCGGAUCCAGUCGACGAAGACGAAAUCAACGACAUUCUCAUGGAUAACAACGACGAGGAGGUUGAGUUUGAAGACGAGUAUGAAGACUCAUCUGAAGACGACGACGAAGAAAUGAUGCACGACAUUGCCAGAAGACAACACAUCUCUCCAGAAGGCAUCGUGAACGAAGGAAUCGAGCUGGAAGUGGCAGGAUUCGAAGUCACAGAGCCAGGACCAACUUGUGUUGUGAUUGAUAGGGAUUUGAAGAAGAAGUGGGAAGGUCAGAAGUAUGAGCUGUUUGGGUUUAACAAAGGUGAUGAACAUUCAGUCAAUGCUGCGGUUAAGGCUUUCAGAUGGUUCAUUGGACCGGUUGGUCCACAGGACUUUUUCCAGUAAGUUUUUAUUGAUUUCUGGAGGUUGGAAAGAAAGUUUUUGCCAUUUUUUUUGUAAAUAAAGUUAUUGCCAUUUUUGUGUUUUCAGAAAGAUUUAUGCUAGAAGAAUGAUGAUUAUUCAAAGAAAAGCGAAGGAUUACUACAGUAGCGUCUUUCCUAUCACAGAUUUCCACAAAUUGUUCCAGGACGUAAGUUACAAUAAUAUUUUGGCAGUUUGUAAUGAGAAGGAUAUUUUUUAUAACAAAAUUACAAGAAUUAUGACAUUUUUUAUAAUUAAACUUUGAAAAAUUGAAGUUUUUUGAAAUUUCAAGUUGAUUUUCAUCAAAAUUUAUCAUUUUUCAGAAUUUCCUGGAAUACGGUGUAAACGCGAAUGUAGCCAAAUACAAGAACGGCCAAAGGACGACGCAUAACGGAGAAGGUAGAAUCACAUCGGGCAAAGUGGUACAACAUUUUGCGGAUGGCUGUUCGAUACAAGUCGUCAAUCCACAGAGUUUCAAUCAGAACAUUCACUACAUCUGCGACCAAUUCCAGGAACUCUUCAAUUGUUUUGUUGGAGCUAAUUGGUAAGAGGGUUUGGGUUGUUGGCAAGGGAUUUUCUUGGGCUAAAAAAUGAUAUUUUAUGCUUAAAAACUGAAUUUUAAAGUAAAGUAAAGGUUAAAAAUGUAGUUUAGGUUUAAAAACGAAAUUUUUGGUUAAAAAUGAAUUUUAAAAAGUUAAAUUUUAGGCUUAAAAAUAAGUUUUGGGCUUAGAAAUGAAUGUUAGGUAGAAAAAUUAAAUUUUGGGCUUCAAACAUACAAUUCAGGUUUAAAAAUGAAUUUUAAGAUAAAAAACUCAUUUUAAAUUUUCUAUUUUUCAGCUACUACACUCCCAAGAAAACAGCCGGCUUCGCGCCACACUGGGACGACAUUGACGCCUUCCUAAUCCAAACUGCUGGCCGAAAACACUGGAAAAUCUAUGGACCCUCAGACACUGAUGAGAUUUGGCCUCUGGAAUCAUCUGGCAACUUCACCGCCGAAGAAAUGACCGAACGUGAAGACACCCUGGUCUUUGAUGGAUGGCUAGAAGCUGGCGACAUUCUCUACCUACCACGAGGCUAUAUUCAUUGUGCCACCGCUGAUAAGAAUGUGGAUUCACUGCAUGUCACGAUUAGUUUGGCACAGAACUUUACCUACGCCGAAAUGAUGAAGGAAAUGGCAACGAGGCUGGUCGAGAGUCAGACGGCAAUGAUACCUCAAGUCAGGAAAAACUUACCUAUUAAUUUGGCCGAGAUUUGUGGAGUCGCUAAUAUUAACUAUGAUAAUGAGGAGCAAAUGGAGAAGAAGUAAGUUUUGAUUCUGUGUCUUCAUAACCAGAAAAUUUGCUUUGGGAGAGACCACAGAAUUAUUUGAACAAUUAAAUAAUUUAAAAAUUUUUUUAAUUUUUAAAAUUAUUUUGUUGAUUGAAGGCUUUUGGAGCCAUUGGACGUCUUCAUGGAACAACAACAAUUGAGUGUACAAGCCAUCAUCCCAGCGGUAGUUGAUAUGGUGGUCAAACAGUCGUUGAGACGGUCGUUACCUCCACUUUUGACACAUUGUAAGGCCUUGACUUUGAAUUUUUUUGCAUUUUAAAAAAAUGAAAAAGUUGAUUUUAGGUACACAAGUUCUAUAAAAUGUCAUUUUGUAGCGAAUGCAGCUUUUACAAAUUAUUUUUUGAGCUAAAUAGGAGAAAUUAGUUUAGGUACUAACUUAUUGGUCUUUUUCAGAUGAACGAGAACAUUCCAUAUAUGGAGUUAGUGGUCAAAUCCCAAAGGUAGUCGAAUUCGGAGCUCAAACUGAAGUCAGAAUCAUCAGGAAACAUACUCAAAGGUAAGUACUUUAAGUUUUGAAGGUUGGUUUAAAAAUUACAUUCUACAAUAUUUAACUUACCACUACUUUUUUCUAUCUAAAUAUCUAUAAACAACAAAAUUUUAGACUGAUGUUCCAAGACGAAGAUGUAGCCUUCCUCGUCCAUCGUAUGCACAACUCCAUGGUAUACGAAGGUCGGCCAGAAACGGUCGUCGACGUGCCAGAAGGCUUCGCUCCACUAAUCGAAAUCCUCCUCAACAACUACCCAGAAUGGAGCACGGUAAAAGAACUCGGAUCCGACUUAAAGAUCAACAAAGCCGUCUGCAAAUUCCUCUACCUUGAAGGCCUACUACUGGUCAAUAAUGGCAAAUCCAAGGCCAGGAAAAUGAAUGUUGUGGUAGAGCUGCCCAAGAACAUUAUUGGUGUCUUGAAGAAGAAGAACACGAGUCUGAAUGAAAGUAGCGACAGAAAAGUUUCAUUCUCACCGGAUGUAAAGGUAAAGAAGUUCCUAAAGGACCAAAAGUUCACGGAAAAGAAGAAAGAAGCCAAGAAUCAUGUGAAACAAGGCAAAAUCGUGAAGAAGAAGAACCAAAAACCACAGGGAAAGACCAGAAGUGGAAAUAAAAAAAGAAGUAACAAGUUUAAGUGA
Molecule: messenger RNA, 5341 nt
Organism: Bursaphelenchus okinawaensis
Lineage: Eukaryota; Metazoa; Nematoda; Chromadorea; Rhabditida; Aphelenchoididae
Source: the annotation of a GenBank genome assembly